AUGAGGAAACAUCUAGGUGGAUAUUGGUUGGCCAUUGUCUGUGUCCUGCUCUUUAGCCAGCUCUCCUCAGUCAAGGCAAGAGGCAUAAAGCACAGAAUCAAGUGGAACCGGAAGGCCUUACCAAGUACCUCCCAGGUCACCGAGGCCCACACUGCAGAAAUCCGCCCAGGGGCGUUCAUCAAGCAAGGCCGGAAGCUGGAUAUCAACUUUGGAGUGGAGGGCAACAGGUACUAUGAGGCCAACUAUUGGCAGUUUCCUGAUGGCAUCCAUUACAACGGCUGCUCCGAGGCCAACGUCACCAAGGAAAAGUUUGUCACCAGCUGCAUUAAUGCCACCCAGGCGGCAAAUCAAGAGGAACUGUCCCGUGAGAAACAAGACAACAAGCUUUACCAGCGGGUCCUGUGGCAGCUGAUCAGGGAGCUCUGCUCCAUCAAGCACUGUGACUUUUGGUUGGAAAGGGGAGCAGGACUUCGUGUCACUCUGGACCAGCCCAUGAUGCUCUGCUUGCUGGUUUUCAUUUGGUUUAUUGUGAAAUAA
Messenger RNA from Rangifer tarandus platyrhynchus (Svalbard reindeer), 537 nucleotides. The record is from the annotation of a GenBank genome assembly. Lineage: Eukaryota; Metazoa; Chordata; Mammalia; Artiodactyla; Cervidae.